Messenger RNA from Anopheles nili, 1407 nucleotides. It is a transcript of the gene kri, whose product is annotated as uracil phosphoribosyltransferase homolog. Bases 1 to 678 code for a protein of 225 amino acids. The transcript has 4 exons. NCBI's taxonomy places the organism in Eukaryota, Metazoa, Arthropoda, Insecta, Diptera, Culicidae. The record is from RefSeq and is a predicted model, not a curated record.
AUGUGCAGCGCCAACGAAAGCAAUGGAACCGACUCGCCGGCUCUUUCCGAAAACCCAAGCGAUUACGGCGGAAACUUGAAGAUACUGGACUGCAACGACCAGAUCAAGGAGCUGCAGACGAUCAUCCGCGACAGAAACACCACGAGGAGUGACUUUAAAUUCUACGCUGACCGGCUUAUCAGGUUGGUGAUCGAGGAAAGCCUGAAUCAGCUGCCGUACUCCGACUGCUCCGUCAUCACGCCGACCGGCGCCAUCUACGACGGGUUGCGGUAUCGCUCGGGAAACUGUGGUGUUUCCAUCAUCCGAUCCGGCGAGGCGAUGGAACAGGGUUUGCGAGACUGCUGCCGGUCGAUACGGAUCGGGAAGAUUCUGGUAGAAUCCGACGCCGAAACCCAUGUGGCGAAGGUCGUGUACGCACGGUUUCCGGACGAUAUCGCACGAAGGCAGGUACUGCUCAUGUAUCCCAUAAUGGCUACAGGCAAUACGGUUAUCCAGGCGGUGAGCGUACUGAAGGAUCACGGCGUCAAGGAGAACUCCAUAAUUUUGUCAAAUUUGUUCUGCACCCCGGUGGCUGCCCAUAUGGUCGUAACUGCCUUCCCGGAUCUGAAGAUACUUACUUCGGAACUAAAUCCCGUCGCGCCAAACCAUUUCGGUCAGAAGUAUUUCGGCACGGACUGAGCAGCACGUGCUCGAUCGUCUUGCAACGAGCUGAUAGACGGCAGCUGCCUACCCUGGGGUCUUCGGUGCCACUAGUGCACGAUGUUUACUUAUUUCUGCUUGCGGUAUUAGUGUACUAUACCUCUCCGGGUCCGUGAAUUACGUGACGUUCGGUCGGACAAUCACAGUCCAUCAAAUGUUGCUAACACGGACACGGCAGACUGCCACACGCGUCAACGAAAUUUCACGGUGCGUACUUAGUAUACAUCUAUCGCCGGAUGCGCCAGCAUAAUCAAUUCUACUUGAGUAACAAAUGUGAGUGAAGUAGUGCUUACCUCAAACAGUUGGUCACAGUAGGAUAGCAGAGAUAUCAGAGAUGUAUCCGGUUCCGGUAGGAGGGCAACGUAGCUACGCUAUGGUGUGACAGCGGCAAUAGAUGGUUUUCUAGGCGCUAGGAACGGUUCUUUACUGACCUAGAUACGGCACGGUUACUAUAUAAAUCGCUGUAAUAGUGCUAAGCUUUAAAAAUAAAAUAAGAUAUUAGGAGCAUAAGUCUAAUCAACGUUACGAGAUGAUCCCUUACUCCACGGCCACGGAUGACUACGCUAGCGACGUAGAUAAGGCUUACAAAAUUGUUCAUACGAUAUACAAAUAUUUUAAAACGAAUUUUGUUGCGUUCCCCCCAUUGUGCGAUUCAUUUCAGAUGUGUAAAGAACGAAGGAAUACAAUACAAUUAGCGUUAUUAUCAUA